UCUAAACAGUACCUAGUACCUACUAUAUUGGCCAAAAUAAAGCACUAAAUAUAAUGUAAAAUAUACUGAUCUAUGAGUAUAAAUCAUGACAAACUCCAUUUAUUAUAUUUCACAAUAUUUUAUUUUUGUAAACUUUAGAUUUCAAAUGACCUCUUUAACUAUUAAACAUUUCAAAUAUAAAAUAAACAUGUAAAUAAAAUUGUCAGUAAUUAAUUAAAUUAUGAUAUCGAAAAAUGGAUUAGUUAGCGUUUAUGGGUUGUUAUUAGGGAUUUUCGUUUUGUUUAUUAUACUACUUCUACCAAACACAAUAUUGUCGGCCUAUAGCACAAAUGUAAAUACAUUUCACGUAUUUUUCUUCUAUGCAAUUAUUUCCAAUGUCUUGGUGCGGAUUUUCAACAGAGGCGUAGUAUACAAAGUAUGUAUUAUCUGACCACUAUAUAACGGUAAUAAUGAAUUUGUAUUCAUAUAUGUGUGUAUUUUUAAAACAUGGUACAGAUAUGUGCACAGGCUUUGUUUUUGGGCUUGGCAAUGGCUGCAGGCUGCUUGAUUUCAUUUCAAGCUCCCUCCUCAUGGAAACCUUUUGGAUGGUAAUAAUUUCAAUUUAAAAAACCUAUAACUUAUAUUCCUUAUAUUCAAAUAGCUUGUUUCACAUAACUUGUAUACGUAUAAAUGUUUGAUUGAAUGACUUAAAAUACAAAAUAAUCAGUGCUUGGAAUGUUCCUUUUAAAAAGGAAUUAGUUCAUUUUUAACAAUGAAAUUAAUUCCAGACUUGUUGCAAAAUUAUAUUAUGGAACUAGUUCCAUUUUUCACUUACAAACACAAAUAAUAAUCAUUAUAUUUUUAUUUUUUAUUACAUUUUAAUAUAUUAUUAACUCCAUAAAUAAGUAAUCUGUAGAUAUCCUUCAUAGAGGACGUUAAAACAAACUUAUAUGUUAUUUAUAAGUGUUGAAAAUAUAAGUAUAUUGUUAAUAGGUCCAUAAUAUGAAAAAAAUAUUUUAUUUCUGAAUUGGAAGGGUUGAUAAAUAAGUAAAUCUGAUACAUGCAAUUUUUAAAAAUAAAAAUGUAUUAAAAAAUGUUUAAAAAAAUACAUAAAUCUAUACUCUGUUCCAAAAGAUAACAUACCACUUUUGCACAUAAUAACUGAUGACUAGCGACCGUUUAAAGACCAAUAUCGCGUAAUGUCACCAAAAUGUGCUCUUUGUGACCGGUGAUACCUGUUAGAAAUGUGGGCCGCCUAACAAAAUCUGGUCGCCACCUGAUAUGUUCUCUUUUGGAAUUGGGUUUAAAUAAGUAUAUAUAAGAAAAAAAAAACAAUAAUUUAUUCAUGUUCCUCCAAAAAAAUGAAUAAAAUUCCUUCUCAGAUCUGUUCCAAUAAAUUCCUGAAAAGUGAAGCAAAUCAAAGGAACAAUUUCAUUUGAAUCCAGUUCUUCCAAGCACUAAAAAUAAUAGGUAAUCUAUAUUAUUGGUAUUAAAUAUAAAUAAGAACUACAAAACGAGAUUCCACAUUAUAAAAAGAAAAGACGAUUUUAAAAUAUUUUAUACCAGUCAAUUUUAAUUUUUUUUUUAUCCUCAAUUAUAAAAACAUUUGUAUUAAAAAUUCAAAUUUUGAAUAUUUCUCUAUGAAUUUGAUAUAUUUACAGUUUGAUGACUUGUAUAUAAACAAUUAAAAUUUGAUUUAAUGUUUUUAAGAAUAAAAUGGGGGGUGUAAAUUUUACACAGUUGAAAAGAUCACAAAGUAAUAUCUAUUUUUCUUUCUACUUAAAUAUUUGAUGUUAAUUUUGAAGUAAAAAAUAAUAAUAAAUUUAAAAUUAAUAAAGUAAAUUAAUUAUUUUAAAAAUGUGUUAAAAUAUCAAAGUACCUAUACUUAAUUAAACAUCUUACCUUUUUUUAAAUAAAAUUUUGAAAAAUCUAUAUAUAUUUUAAAAUAAUUUGUAUUAUGUAAUAUAGAAUUGAUUUUUUUUUUUAUUUAUUUACAGGUACAUCAUUGUGAUGACUAUAUUUCAUUAUUCAGAGUUCCUCAGUAUAUCAGUGUGUAAUCCAAAAACUCUGACGCCUUCGUCAUUCAUGUUGAAUCACAGUAUUGCCUAUGGUGUAGCUGCUAUGACCAGCUGGUUGGAAUAUUUGCUGUGGUAUUAUUUUUUACCUGGUAAUUUAUUCUUGGAAAGUAAAUUAAUUUAGAGUCAGAAAAAGUAAAUUUGAAUUCUAAAAGAAUUUAUAUAGGUAUUAUUCAAUAUUAGGAAUGCCAUUAACCCAUUAUAUUUUUACCAGACUGUGAGAGUAGGGUUAUAUGUUCAGUGGUGUAUUUAUGGGUCUUAUGUGGAUUUGGCUGUCUAAAUUGUGUCAAUGUACCCCAUCCUCUAAACAAAAAAGUUGUAAAUACAAUAGAAGUAUAUUUAGGUUGCAUAUAUGAACAGUGAAUCAAUUUUGAUGAAAAUAAAAAUAAUUUUAGUUUUAAUUAUUGCUUAUCAUAUUAUUGUAUAAUUGGUAUUUGUUAUAUAUUUAAAAUUAAUAACAUAUGAAAUAAUCGUCUUUCAUGAUCUUUUAAUUUAAUAUAAUCAGAUUUUGUUUACUUUUAGAUAUGAAAAAUAUUCAUGAAAUCAGUUAUGUUGGUAUGGUAUUUUGUGCUGUGGGAGAGAUAUUGAGAAAAGCUGCAAUAUGGACGGCUAGAGAUAACUUCACCCACUUGGUGCAACAAGAAAAAGCGCAAACACAUGCAUUGGUUACACAUGGUGUAUAUUCAUGGUUCAGGCAUCCAAGUUAUGUUGGUUGGUUUUACUGGUGUAUAGGCACACAGGUAUAAUAUAAAAAACAAUAAUUAACACGUUUUUGAAUGCAUUACCCAGAAGGUAUUGUAUACAUGUCAUAAAUUGCCUCACUUGCUUUUGUGUACAUUAUUAUAUACAGACGUUCUUGGAUUCACUAUCUCUGUGUACAAAAAAUAAAAAUCAUUAUUACAUAUUAUUUUUUCUUUUUAUAUUUUGGCAAACAUACAAUAAAAUACCUAUUUAUGAACGAAAAUUUUACCGUGUACAAUAAAAUGUACACAUGGCAGUCAACGUGUUAAAACUCCAACAAGUUACUGUGUAACUUAACCAUUAAAGUAUUGUUACUCAUUUAGGUCAUCAUGAUUAAUCCUAUAUGUGUAAUAGCAUAUGCACUAGCGGCAUGGAAAUUCUUCAAGGAUCGCAUUUAUCAUGAAGAAAUGACACUAUUAAAUUUUUUUGGAGAAGACUAUAUUUCAUAUCAGGAAAAGGUCGGAAUUGGCUUGCCAUUAAUCAAAGGAUUUGUGGUAGCACGUGACAAGUAAUGAUGAACAAGCUGUUGUCAUAGCACAACUUUAACAAUUAACAAAUCACUGAUAAACAAAAAAAUUAUCCAAGAUUAGUAUUUUUUUCUUUUUCUACACAAAAAUUAUCAAAUUCAUAUAAAUGUAUAUUAUAUAUUGAAAGUAUAAAAAUAUAAAUUAAUUACAAAAAUCAGUUGUUAAGUUACUUUAUGUAAAAUAAGCAUUGUAGUAUUAUAAAAUAUCCUUUUAACAUAUACAUGUAUUUUAUAAUUUGUUGUUGUUUUUUUUUUUUAACCAUGUAUUUUAUAAAUAAUAAUAAAUGUUUAAUACUAUUUUUAAAUUUCAUAUAUGUGUAUAAAAUAAAGAAUCAAGUAGGAACAGGAACUUAUAUAAUAUCAAAAAAAAAAAAGUUAAACAAAGUUGGUCCAAAUAUAAAUUAACUCUUACAAUAUACAUAAAUGGCAAAUCAUUUAUAUCCAGAAUUAAAAAUAAUAAUUUAAUUAUGAAUAACUUUUUUAGUUAAAAAUAACAUAAUUUUAGUUUUAAAAAAAAAUGUUAAUUGUUUUAAUACAAAGUAAGGAUAAGUAGUUUGGCACGUAGUAUCGUUUUAGACAUUUUACACUAAAAUACCCCUCUUAUUGAUUGUAGCCAUCAUUUCAAUAAUACCAAUAGCUGCUUUAACUAAGUCCCAAUUGGCAUUUUCCAAAGCAUUCAAGCACACGCUGUGAUCAACAUUGAUAAGGCCUUCCGUUUCCAAAGCCGAUUCUAAUUUGGCCAACUUAAUUGCAUGAUGCACAUCCCAACCAGUGGCUUUUAAUUUGUCCAAACACUGUUUGCCAGACACCUAUCAUAGUAUAAAACAACAAUGCACAAGAUUAUAAUUUUUAAUAAAAUAUGGAAUCGAAAUGUAAUCCACACACUUUUGGUCCGAGUACUUUAAUCAUUAUUCGGACUUCAUCACAGUCCAGAACCCGUUGAUCCAUUAUAUUUUCCUUCCCCCUUACAUCACUUCUAUUAAAUGUUUUUGAUUGGUCAUCAUCAUCUUCCACAUCACAGCAAUUUCCAUCGGACUGCUGUCUCUGAAAAGCUAUCAUUUGCCGUUCGGCUACAGGUGACUCAACUGUGCCCAACUGGUCCAAAGCAUCCAGUUCCAAGGCAAUACGCUCAUCAAAACUUACUUCAGUUGCACUAAAAACCAACA
Molecule: messenger RNA, 4487 nt
Organism: Cinara cedri
Lineage: Eukaryota; Metazoa; Arthropoda; Insecta; Hemiptera; Aphididae
Source: the annotation of a GenBank genome assembly